This is a messenger RNA of Paramecium tetraurelia, 1605 nucleotides long. RefSeq lists its product as uncharacterized. NCBI's taxonomy places the organism in Eukaryota, Ciliophora, Oligohymenophorea, Peniculida, Parameciidae. The record is from RefSeq and is a predicted model, not a curated record. Gene Ontology annotation, molecular function: phosphatidylinositol binding. The transcript is spliced from 5 exons.
AUGUAAGACAUAGAAUAAGAAAGAUAGAGAAAAUAAGAUCUAUUGGUUUCAUCAAUAGUGGAUGCAGGAUACGACACUAUUGCAUUCUAGGUGUAUUGUGAAUAAAUCAAGUAAAAUGGAAGUCAAGAGAUAGAUUUAUGGACAUUUGAAGAAUUGCAAAAAACAAUACAGGAUUUCAUCAAGAAAGAAGAUUCAAAAGAGUUUGAAAAGCAACCUAUUUAAUAAUCCACAAAUCAAUAAUUUUAGAUUCAGAAAAUUUAGGAUGAUAGCAACUUUGUUACAGAAGUACAAUGCUAAUUGCCAGGAAGAACAAAAUUAACAGAUUUCAUAAUGGAAAAUACACAUAAAUAAGUGGAAAUAAUAAUGAGUGAAUAUAUAAGUAAAUCUGAUGGCAUCAUAUCAUCAUAUAUUUCAUUUAAAAUUGAGACCAAACCAAUUGGAUGGGUUGUAAAUAGAAGAUUUACUGACUUUUUGAAACUGAGAGAUAUUUUAGUAAUGACGUACCCGUGCCAUUUGGUUCCUCCUAUUCCUGGAAAGAAAUUGAAAUCAUAAACAGGGGCAGCCUAUUUAGAAAAACGAAUGAGAAUCAUGGAAUUAUUUUUAUAGAAUUGCUUAUACCAUCCAUUAUUUAAGACUCAUCCUUUAUUUUCUGACUUUUUAGAAAUUAGUGAGGAAGCUAAAUUGAAAGAAAAAUUCAAUUAAUAUGAAAAAUAGAAAGGACCAUCCAAACCAGGUGAAUAUAUAACCACAAAUGGUUCUUGCGUUUUGGAGAUUUCUAAUGAAUUAUAAAAUUACUCAAAUUCCUUAAGUGAUUACUUAAAAAAUUCAUAAGAUAUUUAUAAAAAGACUGGCAAUAAUUUUAGUAAAUUAUGUACAGAUUUGGAAAACCUGAGUAAUACCUUGACUGCAAUAACAGAAAAUUUUAAUACUUUAGACAAAUUGACAGAUGGUUUUAUUAAAUAAACCAAAUCUUAAGGAGCUAUUGAAUAGAUUUAAUUAGUUUAUUAAGAAUUAUCAAAGUUUGUUACAGGUUGGCAAUACGGAGUCAAUUUUUAGAUGAAGAAUGUGAAAGAAAACUUUUAUGAGUUUUUUAGAUAUCAUAAAAAGAUGUAAUCAUCUGCAUUUGAUUAUUUAUAGAGUAAGAAUUAGUUGUAAUAGAAAUACUAAAAUCUUAAGAACAAGGUAAAUGAGAAGAAAGAGUAAUUAUAUAUCAAAGGAGAUCCUACAAAAUGGGAAUUACCCCCUGAUAUUCCAAAGACCCUCAAAGAACUUUAGUUUAAUAAGGGAGAAGCCUUCAAAUAUAUGUUACCUAAUGAAACAAAGCAAGUAAAUGAAAUACGGGAGAUGUAUGCUUUUAUGAAUCAUUAAUUGCAGGAAGAAAUCAAUUAGAUGAUUGAUUUUAGAAUUAAAGUUUAUGCAAAAAAAUUCGUUAGGAUGGGAUAAAUGAGGGCUUUGGAAACUGCUAAAUUCCAUCAUAUUUUGGCGAACUUCUUAUAAGUUUUGGCUGAAAUGUAAGGAUCAACAACAGGACAGAUGUAUAACCGGAGAGCCAGUGUAUUUAUAGAUAAGAGAUAUGAUUAAUUUUUUGGGAUAGUACCAAAGUGA